GGCGUACUCAAUUCCGUGUUAACGUAUAAAGACGUUUUGGAUUCCUUGAAAGACUGAUCUGGUACUUGAGAUUAUAGCAGAAGAGAGACGAUGUCAAAGUAUCCCUUGAUAAAUUUUUUCAAGGGCCACCCCACCAAGACCUUAUUACCAAGGGAACAACUUGCUAACGGGUUUAGCAAAGUUUUACUUGAAUCAGACUACUCUUCUUACGAUGAAGAUCCAUUGAACCAACCACCAUUGACUUAUGGGACUGAUCCAGGUAACUUGGAUGUUAGAAAGACCAUUGCAAAAUGGAGUGAUGUCAAAUAUGGACGUGAGCACGUUCCAACAGAUGCAGAAAGCAUCAAUUUGACUGGAGGAGCCUCUUAUGGGAUUGCAAAUAUUUUAACUUCUGCCACUGACUCUGACAUCACUAAACGAGUUUUCGUGGUAUCACCCACGUAUUAUUUGAUUAAUUUUGCCUUCAUCGAUGCUGGUUUUGCUGAUAAGAUAAGUGCGGUUAAAGAAACCCCUGGUGGAGAAUAUGAGAUUGAUUUAGAUGAUUUAGAAGCAAAAUUAAUUAAGUAUAAUGAAAAUUUAGGUACUGUUGGUGAUCAAGAAAUCAACAUACAAAAAGAUCCUACUGGUAGGCCAUCAGUCAAAAAGUAUCGAUUUGUGAUCUACCUUGUGCCUACAUAUUCUAAUCCAGGUGGAUUGGUGUAUUCUUUUAAAACUAGAAGUAAACUUAUUGAACUAUCGAGAAAAUAUGAUAUUUUGAUCAUUAGUGAUGAUGUUUAUGAUUUUUUGAAUUAUGGGGAUGAUCAGGAUCUAAGUAAAAUUCCCAAAUUUGUUCAAAUUGACCGUGAUACCUUACCUGAAAACUUUACUUUUGGGAACACUGUGUCGAAUUCCUCUUUUUCCAAAUUGAUUGCUCCCGGUCUAAGAGUAGGAUAUCAAGAGACAGUUGGCAAACCAUUAGCUUUACAGUUAGCCAGUACUGGUGCAAACAAGUCAGGGGGUACCCCAGGUCAGUUAAACUCUUUCGUUGUUCAAACUUUGAUUAAUAAUGGUGAUCUAGAUAAGAUCAUAAAUAAUUUCAAGGGUAUCUACAAAAAACGGGCUCAGGUUUUAAUCCAAACCGUUCAAGAAUUAUUACCAGAAAAGUAUACCAGGCUUUACGGAGGUGAUGGGGGCUACUUUUUAUGGGUUGAAAUCAAAGCAGACAACGUUGAUACCCGCAAAAUCAAUAAGCUUUUGGCCGAUGAAUACAACGUCGUCAUACCAGAUGGUGAUAAUUUCGAGGUUAAUGGUGAUGUAAAGAAUUGGGGCCAACAUGGCUCAAGACUUUGUGUAUCAUUAUUGAAUGAAGAUGAAAUAAAACAAGGUAUACAGAGAUGGAGAGAAGUACUUGAACGUGAACAUCCAGAAUUAUUUUAAUCAAACUGCUUCUUGUUAGUAUAAGUUCAUAAAAUAUGACCAUUACUUGAUUCAUAUAUUCGGUUUAUAUUUCAG
This is a messenger RNA of Hyphopichia burtonii NRRL Y-1933, 1491 nucleotides long. RefSeq names its product 2-aminoadipate transaminase. Lineage: Eukaryota; Fungi; Ascomycota; Pichiomycetes; Serinales; Debaryomycetaceae. Gene Ontology annotation, biological process: biosynthetic process. The coding region runs from base 91 to 1416 and encodes 441 amino acids. Gene Ontology annotation, molecular function: pyridoxal phosphate binding; L-2-aminoadipate:2-oxoglutarate transaminase activity. The record is from RefSeq and is a predicted model, not a curated record. The transcript has a single exon.